AUGACAAUUGUUCAAAGUCUGGGACUACAGUGGGAUAUGCCUUCAGAAUAUCUCGUGGAAACCAGACCCCGACGCAAUGACAAUUGUUCAAAGUCUGGGACUACAGUGGGAUAUGCCUUCAGCAUAUCUCGUGGAAACCAGACCCCGACGCAAAGACAAUUGUUCAAAGUCUGGGACUACAGUGGGAUAUGCCUUCAGUAUAUCUCGUGGAAACCAGACCCCGACACAAUGACAAUUGUUCAAAGUCUGGGACUACAGUGGGAUAUGCCUUCAGCAUAUCUCGUGGAAACCAGACCCCGACGCAAUGACAAUUGUUCAAAGUCUGGGACUACAGUGGGAUAUGCCUUCAGCAUAUCUCGUGGAAACCAGACCCCGACGCAAAGACAAUUGUUCAAAGUCUGGGACUACAGUGGGAUAUGCCUUCAGUAUAUCUCGUGGAAACCAGACCCCGACACAAUGACAAUUGUUCAAAGUCUGGGACUACAGUGGGACAUGCCUUCAGUAUAUCUCGGAAACUAG
Messenger RNA from Parnassius apollo (apollo), 519 nucleotides. Lineage: Eukaryota; Metazoa; Arthropoda; Insecta; Lepidoptera; Papilionidae. The record is from the annotation of a GenBank genome assembly.